AGCGGCGCUACUGUUAUUCUCAGUCUGCGAAUCGUAAUAAACACCUGGUGGUGCCCCGAAACCGAAAGGAGAACGAGGAAUAUCUCGCGGGAGAAGGUGCGAAGGAAGUAGAGAGGGAAGGAGACGCGGCAUAGGAGGAGAAGGAGGAGAAGAGAUAAAACGUGGACGACGCAAAGGGGCUCAUUUCCGCGUGCCAUCGCCACACGGUGCUCGCUCAGGAUUCACGCGUUCGCAUAUGCCAGUUCGCAGCGGAGCAGCUUCGGCGGCCGGCAGCAGCGGAUCUGUGCGCGCAAGCGUGACACGGAAUUUACAGCAUGGCGGAGCGCAGGAAAAACAGGAAGCGCAAAGAUGAAGUAGCCAGUUUGGACACUAAGGUCGCCCAGGACAAACCGUCCAAGGAGGAAUAUGCGGUAGCCAAGUGGAUCCGUAACAACGUGCCGUCGAAGAAGACCAAGUUUGAUAGAACUCACAUUGUUGAGUACUUCACUGGGUCGCGUGCGAUCGACGCUCUAUUAGACAACUCACCUUGGACCACAGUGUUUGAAACUCGCGAGCAGGUCUCUCAGUUCCUGGACCUGAUGCUCAGGCACAAAUUCUUUCACCGAGCCAAGAAGGUGGUGAUCUCGGAAGAGGAGCUCAACAAAAUGCGGGGUAUUAAGAAGAAAACCAAGGAUACAAAGGAAGAUAAAAAGAGUACAGACAAGGAAGAGCCCAGGGAGAGCAAAGAAACCAUGGCUGUAGCCAAGGAUGAGAAGAACGAGGAGAAGUUUGACGAACGGAAGGAGCACAAGAAAAAGCCAAAAGUGAGACUAGAAAUGCACAUGGAACAGUACUUUGUGGAUUGCAACGAUGCAUAUGUGUGGCUGUACGAGCCGAUUCCCGUGUACUACUGGUUCUUUGGGACGCUUGUAGUCUUAGGUGCGAUAGGAGUUUGUCUCUUCCCGCUCUGGCCCCUGACCAUCCGUCAUGGAGUUUACUACCUAAGUGUCGCCGCCGCGGGAUUCCUCGUGUUUAUAUUAGCGCUGGCUAUUAUUAGAAUGAUUGUAUUCUGUCUUCUGUGGGUACCCACGCUGGGUAGAUGUCAUCUGUGGCUGCUACCCAACCUGACGGCCGACGUCGGCUUCUUUGCGUCCUUCUGGCCAUUAUAUCAGUACGAAUAUUAUGGUCCCACGUCGGACAGCGACAAGAAGAUUAGCAAAAAGAAGAGAAGGAAAGAGAAGGAUUCAGAUUCCGAGGAUGCGCCAUUAGUUCAAGAAGAGAGAGAACCUGUAACAACGGAAGCGUCAAACGAGGAGUUAUCUUUACCCGGCGAAGAGAGGAAAGGUUCAUCCGAUUCGGUUGAAGGAGAGGACGGCAGUGAGGAAGGUUCGGAAAGUGAAAAAUCUAAUACAAGUCGUGAUUUCGUUAUGGUUUAGAAGCAUGAAAAUUCGGCAGUAGAUAGCUGUUUCAUGUUUGCUGGGGCAAACAGCUGUAUUAAUUGUCGCAUUAAUCAUCAUUUGAAACAAUCAAUACAUGCUUGCGGGUAUGUUAAUCUGAGCGUCGAAGUUUGACGCGCGAUUCUGAGAAGCCCGACUGUAGCAGAUUCUCCACAUUUAUUGCAUUUAAGAGUACGAUCAUGAAACGAGUGAGAGAAAUCACUUGUGACUUUUACAAGGAGAGAAUUUCCCCGGGGCGAAUGUAAAGUAUUGUCUCGAAAAAAAAAGCGUAAACGUGAUAUAAGGCAUAUUUUAUUCUAUACAUAUAUAGAUAUCUAUACAAGAGCAUAUGUGUGUAAUAUGAGGAAAUCAUAUUAGGCGUAAUUUCGUUAUCAGUUUCUGUUGAAUAAAUUUUGGGUACUGUUCGAAGUCUUCAAUCUCUCUUAAUGCGAUCAAUGUCUACCGACAAUGUAGUUAAUUAAUGCGCACCGAGUUCUCUCUGUCUCUCUCUCUUUCUCUGUUAGAUGUAAAUCUUGGAACCUAGGGAGAACUGAUUUAGCUGGAAGAGAAGGAAUCUUUACGGGUAUAUACAGAACUUGACGUUUUCUUCGUUGUUUGGCGAUUUAGCGCGAGUUCCUUUUUAGCAGAAAUUAGGCCCGAUUUUACAAAUGGAUAUAUAUUCCGGGUUUAAUACAGAUAAUUUAUAUUUUUAUGUGAAAUUUCCAAUGAUUAUUGUUAUUAUUAUUACUAUUACUAUAUUAUUAUAUUAUUACUUUUAUGAUUAUAUCAGGAUCUGUAGGUCUUGUGGACGUUCGUGACUUUAUCUACAUGGAAAUAAAAAUAAAACGUUAUGUAUCUA
Molecule: messenger RNA, 2274 nt
Organism: Monomorium pharaonis (pharaoh ant)
Lineage: Eukaryota; Metazoa; Arthropoda; Insecta; Hymenoptera; Formicidae
Gene: Trp1
Product: translocation protein SEC62
Exons: 5
Coding region: 315-1415 (366 amino acids)
Biological process (GO): post-translational protein targeting to membrane, translocation
Cellular component (GO): endoplasmic reticulum; endoplasmic reticulum membrane
Source: RefSeq, a predicted model, not a curated record